CGACUGUGCGCCACUCACGGUAGUCGCGAGUACUCGAGUAGUCGCGGUUGUAGUCAAAGAGUAAAGGGACAUUACUCGUUGGUUGUAGUAAUAUCACUCGAGGGAGGUGGCGGUUUAUUUGUAAUAAUGAUAAUUACACGAGGAUUGAACUUGCUAAAGAUCGUUCACAGAAGCCGAAAUACGGCCGCGGCGACGAAUCUGCGGCCCGUUAGACUGACUCACGGGCCCGGAGGAAACUAUCGCGAUCUCCCACCAGAAAACAAGCAGUGGACAUUGGCAGCCGAGGUUUUCGGGGGCUUCAUGUGGUGGUGGAUAUUAUGGCACUUCUGGCAUGACUGGGGCCACAUUGUCGGAGAAUUCGAUUAUCCAGACCCAUCCAAGUGGACGGACGAGGAGUUAGGUAUACCUCCGGAUGAUUAUCCCGUGCCUGCGACUCGUGUACUAUAGAUAAUUUUACAGCUGUGUUGCACGAAGCCUUACGUUGUACGCAAAAAUCGUUUAUCGAUUUGAAUACGCGAAUUUGCUGACGAUAAUAAUUCCACGUGUAAGAAAACUGCGUUAUGUCCGAAAAAGAAAUCUGCGCGCAGAGCCAAUGUGGAAAGAAAACGGUAUAUAGAUUCACGAUUUUCAGAAAAAUUACAAGACUUGCAAGUUGGGCUACAUACAUCUUGCCUUGUGACCCACAUUGGCGUGUUCUCAUAUGUUGUUUAGUUUUAGAUAGGGGUCUUACUUGGAAGUUUAUUCUCACACGUUGUAUAUUUUCCUAA
Molecule: messenger RNA, 767 nt
Organism: Vollenhovia emeryi
Lineage: Eukaryota; Metazoa; Arthropoda; Insecta; Hymenoptera; Formicidae
Gene: Ndufb2
Product: NADH dehydrogenase [ubiquinone] 1 beta subcomplex subunit 2, mitochondrial-like
Exons: 4
Coding region: 127-447 (106 amino acids)
Cellular component (GO): mitochondrial inner membrane
Source: RefSeq, a predicted model, not a curated record